Molecule: messenger RNA, 1835 nt
Organism: Paramecium sonneborni
Lineage: Eukaryota; Ciliophora; Oligohymenophorea; Peniculida; Parameciidae
Source: the annotation of a GenBank genome assembly
AUGUUGGAUCAAUCAAAGAAUAUUUUCUAUAGAAUUGGUACCUCAACUAUUGAUACAUUCGAUAUUUUUGGAUAACUGCCUAACUUCAGAGUCCUUGAGAAAAAUAAAUACACAUCUAUUGUUGGUUGUUGUAUGACCUUCAUUAUUGGGACAGCUACCUUAAUCUACUUAGUAGCUGAAAUAACAGCUCUUUUACAUAAGGCUGAACCUAAAGUUGUUACUUCUGAGCUUCAGAUAUUUGACUCAACAGUAAAUAUAAAUAGUUAUUAAAGUCUUUUCCACUUUACAAUGAUAAUUUCACUCUUGCAGUCACUAUUGCUACUAAAAAUUCAGAACCAAUUUUAGGAUAACUUAAAUAUUACAAUUUGACAAUGAGUCAUUGCAUAAGAGAAAGAUAGCUUAAUGAGACAACAGGCAAGGUUUAAGUGACUUUAAAGUAAAUUUUAAUUUGAAUUAGUUGCGCUCAAUUGCCCAUUGCACCUUGUGUUACCGAAGACUUUGAUAAUGAAUUAUAAAAAGAAUUUUUCAAAAAUACUAGAUUGGGUGUUGUUCAAUGUAUCAAUCGCACUAGACUCAGAAAUAAUCCCCCAGUAAUUUUUACUUAUUAAUUUGAGGUAUUAUAAGGUCAAAUCUCUGGCUAUAAGUAUUAAUACUUAGUAAUUGAAUUGAGCAUUUGCAAAAAUAAUACAGAAUAUUAAGGUUGUGCUCCAAUUGAAGAAAUCAAAAAGGUUUUAUCAGCAGGUCAUUAUUCUGUUUAUGCAAGCGAUUAUUUGAUGCAAUUAGAUCACCCUGGUACACCAUACUAAUAAUUAAUUAAUCUAGACAUAAAUAGUUUUUCAAUCUCAACUUCUAAAAUGUUAUAAUGGACUUAUAGAAUAUCAGAAACACAUACUGAUGAUGGAUUUCUAUUUUCUACAGAUAAAAUAGAUUUAAAUUUAAAAAAAUAAGACAGAAGAGAGUAUACUGAAUUAUAUAAUGAUGAUUAUCUUGUUUAUCAUUAUAUAUAAUUAGAUUACAAAGAAACAAUUUAUUAGAGAUCAUAUAUUAAGAUUUAGACAAUUUUAAGUAAAAUUGGAGGAAUUUGGCAAUUAUUUAUACUUAUUACUUCCUUAAUUCUAAAUCCUCUGAUCAGUAAUCUGAUGACAAUUUCAAUUGCUAAUGAAUUAUAUCGAUUUCCAAAUUCUAAUAAAUAAAGACAAAAAAACAUUGAGAUUAUUAAUUUAUAAUAAAGCGAUUAAGUUUUAGAUGUUCAAGAAUAAAUUCGAAGAUCCAGAGAAACUAAUACUGAAGAUAAACUUUCUACUGGAAUUUAUGAAUCACUCUUGAUCCUCUUAGGUUGUCAUAAAUAGAAAAGAAAAAUGUUCUACUAAGUUAAGUAAGAGAUACUUGCAUAAAUGGAUGUAGUGAAAAUCAUUCAAAAAUUACAUGAAAUAGAUCUGCUUAAAUUUAUUCUACUGAAUGAUGAAUAAUACAAAUUAUUUGAUCUGCUCCCUAAACCUGUAUUAUAAGAUGAAAAACUUUAAAAUGAAGACAUGAGUAAUGAUUUGGUCUCUGAAGCUGGAGUUCAAAAAAGCUUUAGACCUUUUAAUAAUAAGAAAUUAUAAUCAAAAAAUCUUAAGGAUUAUUAUUGUUCUUUUUCUUCUUUGUAAUAGGACAAAGGAAGAAGUAGUGUUGACGAUAAGUUGUUAUCUAUGAUUGAUAGAAAUAUAAUAUAAUUCUUUGAAUAGAUUUAAAUUUCAUAAUAACGACAUGGUAACUUAAGUCCUUUGGAUCCGCUAUUUCGAUCAAGAAUUGAUGAAUCUAUCAUAGAACCUAAAAUAUAAAGACCAAAAUGA